AUGCCAACUAUCCCAGUGGACAAAGCUGAUCUCUAUGAACUCUUAGGUAGAGAAUACACUACCAAAGAGUUCGACGAGUUGUGCUUUGAUUUUGGAAUCGAGUUGGAUGAGGACACGACUGACGAGUGCCAGGGAGAUGAGAGACCACAACUCAAGAUCGAGAUUCCAGCAAACAGAUACGAUAUGUUAUGUAUCGAAGGAAUUGCUCAAGCUUUGAAUGAGUUCUUGGGAAGAUCUGAGGCUGCCAAUUUCACUUUAAACCCCGAGACCCCAAGCGUCAAGUUGAGUAUCGACAAGUCCACUGAGCAAAUCAGACCUUACGCUGCAGCUGCUAUUUUGAAGGGCGUGACCUUUGACGACAGACGUUACGCAUCUUUCAUUGCAUUGCAAGACAAAUUGCACACCAACUUGUGCCGUAACAGAACAUUGGUGGCUAUUGGAACCCACGACUUAGACAAGUUGAGCCCUCCAUUCACCUACGAGGCGUUGGCCCCUCAAGAUAUCAGUUUCGUUCCAUUAAAUCAAGAGAAGAAGAUGAAUGGUGUCGAACUCAUGGAAUUCUACGAGAAGGACAAGAACUUGGGCAAGUACUUACACAUUAUCAAAGAUUCUCCAGUGUACCCAGUCAUCUUCGACUCCAACAGAACUGUUUGCUCGUUGCCUCCUAUCAUUAACUCCAACCACUCCAAAAUCUCAUUGGACACCAAGAACGUUUUCAUAGAAGUCACUGGUACGGAUAGAACCAAGACGGACAUUGUCAUCAACCAAAUGGUUGCCAUGUUCUCUGCGUACUCCGAAACGAAGUUUGAAAUCGAGCCUGUCGAAAUCGAAUCUCCACACAACGCUCAGGACAGAGUAAGCCCUAACAUCACCCCCAGAAAGUUCGAGGCUGACAUUGAGUACAUUAACUCCUGUUUGGGCUUAAAGUACUCAGGUGAAGAAAUUUCCAAGCUCUUAAAGAAGAUGUCCUUGAAAGCCUCGGCCUCUGGUGAGAAGCACCUCUCUGUCGAGGUGCCAAUCACCAGAUCUGACAUCUUGCAUGAGUGUGACAUCAUGGAGGAUGCUGCAAUUGGCUACGGCUUCAACAACUUGGAGAAAACUAAAGCUCAGAGUGACUCUCUUGUCGCUGCUCCAUUGCCUAUUAAUAAGGUUGGUGAUAUCCUCAGAAUCGCAUCUGCUCAAGCUGGGUAUUUGGAAGUCUUGCCUUUGACUUUAUGCUCUCAUGACGAGAACUUCAAGUUCUUGAGACAAGCCGAUGACAACAAACAAGCAGUCAAGUUGGAGAACCCUAAGACCAUCGAGUACCAAGUCGUCAGAACCACAUUGCUUCCAGGAAUCCUCAAAACCAUUAAGGAAAACAGAAAGCACUCUUUGCCUAUCAGAGUGUUUGAGUGUGGUGACGUUGUGUUCAAAAACCCUGAGUUGGAGAGAGGUGCUUACAACCAGAGAAACUGGUCUGCUAUCUACGCUGGUAAGACUUCUGGCUUCGAAUACGUCCAAGGCUUGUUGGGUAAGAUCAUGCAAACCUUGAGAACCCCAUGGAUUGAAUCCCCUGCCGAGGACAAGAGAAGAGGAUACUGGAUUGAAGAAGACAAAGACAACGCAACGUUCUUCCCAGGAAGAGGUGCCAAGGUCUUUUUCAGAAGCUCUGAGAAUGCAGAGGCAAAGCAUAUUGGUGCUAUUGGUGUUUUGCACCCCGAAGUCAUGGGCCACUUCGAGAUCCCAUACGCUGCUUCCUCUGUCGAGAUCAAUGCUGAGGUUUUCUUAUAA
Molecule: messenger RNA, 1770 nt
Organism: Metschnikowia bicuspidata var. bicuspidata NRRL YB-4993
Lineage: Eukaryota; Fungi; Ascomycota; Pichiomycetes; Serinales; Metschnikowiaceae
Gene: FRS1
Product: phenylalanine--tRNA ligase subunit beta
Exons: 1
Coding region: 1-1770 (589 amino acids)
Biological process (GO): phenylalanyl-tRNA aminoacylation
Cellular component (GO): cytoplasm; phenylalanine-tRNA ligase complex
Molecular function (GO): phenylalanine-tRNA ligase activity; RNA binding; magnesium ion binding
Source: RefSeq, a predicted model, not a curated record